Molecule: messenger RNA, 554 nt
Organism: Musa acuminata AAA Group (dessert banana)
Lineage: Eukaryota; Viridiplantae; Streptophyta; Magnoliopsida; Zingiberales; Musaceae
Product: H/ACA ribonucleoprotein complex subunit 3-like protein
Exons: 4
Coding region: 111-305 (64 amino acids)
Biological process (GO): ribosome biogenesis; snRNA pseudouridine synthesis; positive regulation of telomerase RNA localization to Cajal body
Cellular component (GO): box H/ACA snoRNP complex
Molecular function (GO): snoRNA binding; telomerase RNA binding
Source: RefSeq, a predicted model, not a curated record
GUCAAAACCCUCCGCGUCUUGUCCCCCUCGAUAUCACUAGAACGAAACCCAGAAUACUGUCGGCGGAGCCUCGCGCGUCUCUCUGCUGCCCGGGAUUCCUGCCGACGAAGAUGUAUCUGCAGUUCUACAUAAACGAGAAUGGGGACAAGGUGUACACCACCAAGAAAGAGUCGCCGGUAGGGAUGGCAACCCAAUCCGCUCAUCCAGCUCGCUUCUCCCCAGAUGACAAGUAUUCCAGGCAACGGGUGCUUCUGAAGAAACGGUUUGGGUUGCUUCCAACCCAGAUGCCAUCCCCAAAAUACUAGGUUCUUUGCCCCCCAGCUCAUAGCUGUUGACUGCAGCAGAUAUGAUGAAGUUGAUCUAUUAACAUUACAAAAAUUCUAAGCUUUCUGUGUGACUAAGUUGACUAUGGCCUGUAUUGUGCAACCAUUACGUUCAAAACUUGCUGCAGACAGUUUGCAAUGAGUUUAAAUCAAUUAUGGUGAUAACAAAAAGUACCUGAUGCAUAUUGAGUAAUGUACUUGUAGGGAAUGUAUUGACCACUUCUUUGUCAA